CCAUGACGUUUUUCUGCGGUGGUGCAUGAGGAUUUUCCCUUUUUCCCUUUUGCAACCGUGUGCGACUAUGUGGUACUCCCCCGUUGCAUGCAAUUGAUAUUCUUCAUUGGCUGCCUGUUUGCGUUGUGAAGAACAUACGAAGAUAAAUACGAUGUCGUUCCAUCCUGGUCGCGGAUGCCCCAGAGGAAGAAUCCCACCAGGGCAGCAUGGAGCACCCCCCAAUUACCGCCCCUCAAACCAGAGACAGCCCCCUCCACAGCCGCCCAUGCCCCCGUACCACUACGAGCCCCCGUCUGCUCCGUGUCCCGGCUACUCCGGCCAGGGGAACAGCUACAUGCCCCCCCGCCCCGACUUCAUGCGCUACCCUCUCCCCGUGCCCUCCCAGGGCCCGAGCCCCCUCAGCCAGUGCCCCAUCCGGCCCCCCUUCCCCAGCCCCCCCAUCCGACAGGGGUUCCCAGACCCCCCCAAUUUCCCCCCUCCACCCCUCCCCAACUCCUCCGGCAGCUCCCUGUCCGGCCCCCCGCCCCCCUCCCCGAACGCCUACCAUUACAUGAUGCCCAACAUCCCCCCUCCGCCCCUGCCCCACCCGGCCGUCCCGCCCUCCAUGCCCCAGCCGAUGAGCUACCAGCCCCCGUACUCCAUGGGCUACGCCCAGCCCUCGUUCCCCCCGCCGGGGUUUGGCCCCGCCUACGCGGCGGGCUCCGGCUCGGCCUCCUUUAAGGCCGACCCCUUCCGGCACGGCGGUCCCUACAAGGCGGAGAAGCCGCCCGGAGACCGGCGCUCCCCGGAGAGGGGCCGGAGACACGAGGAGCCCCGGCACGCCGGUCGCUACGGCUACGGCGGCCACGGCGACCGGCACAAGAUGGACUACCCGCCCGAGCGCAAGGACAGGGGGAGGAGCCUGGACCGGCGCAGGCCGGAGGGGGGGCGGCACAGGACCCCCCCGCGGCACAGGAGCCGCGAACGCAGCCGGGAGAGACAUCGACACAGAGACAGCCGGAGAUCUCCCUCCUCAGACAGGCAGCACAGGAAGAGGCCCAGGAGUCGCUCCAGCAGCCGGGACAGGAAGCGGCCCCGCUGGGAGGAGGAGCGGGAGCGCCGGUCCGAGGGCCCGGGAGCGGGCCGCGGGAGGAGCCACGCCUCCUCAAAGAGCCGCGACGCGGAGGGGCCGUCGGCCGACCGCCCCGAGGAGGAGCGGGAGGAGGAGGAGCUCCUGAAGCCCGCCUGGAUCCGCUGCACGCACGCCGAGAGCUACUACUCCAACGACCCCAUGGACCAAGUGGGAGACUCCACGGUGGUGGGGACCAGUAAGCUGAGAAACCUGUACGAGCGGUUUGAGGAGGAGCUGGGCAGGAGGCAGGAGAGGGCCAAAUCCACCCGGCCCGAGUGGGAGCCGCCCAAGACCAAACUGGACGAAGACCUGGACGAGAGCUCCAGUGAAUCUGACUGUGAGUCAGACGGGGGCAGCAGCUGCUCCAGCAGUUCGGACUCGGAGGUGUUUGACGUCAUCGCCGAGAUCAAGAGGAAGAAGGCGCACCCCGACCGGCUCCACGAGGAGCUGUGGUACAACGACCCCGGCCAGAUGAACGACGGUCCUCUGUGUAAGUGCAGUGCGAAGGCUCGCCGUACUGGGAUUCGCCACAGCAUCUACCCCGGCGAAGAGCCCGUGAAGAUGUGUCGCCCAAUGAACAACAACGCCGGGAAGCUCUUCCACUACAGGAUCACCGUGUCCCCUCCCACCAACUUCCUGACGGACAGACCCACGGUGAUCGAGUACGACGACCACGAGUACCUGUUCGAAGGCUUCUCCCUGUUCUCCCACACGCCGCUCACAAACAUUCCUCUGUGCCGAGUGAUUCGUUUCAACAUAGACUACACCAUUCACUUCAUCGAGGAAAUGACACCAGAGAACUACUGUGUGCGCGGCCUGGAGCUCUUCUCCUCCUACCUGUUUAAGGACGUCCUGGAGCUGUACGACUGGAACCUGACGGGUCCGGAGGCAGACGUUGAUUCUCCCGGCUGCCAGAAGUUCCACUUCAUGCCUCGUUUCGUCCGGUUCCUGCCUGGGCCAGACUCGGGCUCUAACCCUGGAUGGAUCUCCCCGUUCCCCCCCGGGCAGGAGGCCCUGCAGAAGAUCCGGCAGAAGAACACGAUGAGGCGGGAGGUGACCGUGGAGCUCAGCAGCCAGGGCUUCUGGAAGACGGGCAUCCGCUCCGACGUGUGCCAGCACGCCAUGAUGCUGCCUGUUCUCACCCACCACAUCCGCUACCACCAGUGUCUCAUGCACCUGGACAGGCUCAUCGGAUAUGUGUUCAAAGAGCGCUGUCUGCUGCAGCUGGCCAUGACCCACCCCAGCCACCACCUGAACUUCGGCAUGAACCCGGACCACGCCCGAAACUCGCUGUCCAACUGCGGCAUCCGUCAGCCCAAGUACGGCGACCGCAAGGUGCACCACAUGUACAUGAGGAAGAAAGGAAUUAACACCUUGAUCAACAUCAUGUCUCGUCUGGGACAGGACGACCCGUCUCCUUCCAGGAUCAACCACAACGAGAGGCUGGAGUUCCUCGGGGACGCUGUGGUGGAGUUUCUCACCAGUGUACACCUGUACUACCUGUUCCCCUGCCUGGAGGAGGGGGGGCUCGCCACAUACCGAACCGCCAUCGUCCAGAACCAGCACCUCGCCAUGCUGGCCAAGAAGUUGGAGCUGGACCGGUUCAUGCUGUACGCCCAUGGCCCUGAUCUGUGCAGGGAGUCAGACCUGCGACACGCCAUGGCCAACUGCUUCGAGGCCCUGAUAGGUGCUGUGUAUUUGGAGGGAGGACUGGAGGAGGCUAAGCAGCUCUUUGGGAGGCUGCUGUUUAACGGUGAGGACAUGAGGGAGGUCUGGCUGAACUACCCGCCCCAUCCUCUGCAGGUGCAGGAGCCCACCACAGACAGGCAGCUGAUAGAGACGUCCCCGGUGCUGCAGAAGCUGACGGACUUUGAGGACACCAUCGGGGUUCUGUUCACUCACGUGCGCCUGCUGGCACGAGCCUUCACACUGCGCACUGUGGGCUUCAACCACCUCACCCUGGGACACAACCAGAGGAUGGAGUUCCUGGGAGACUCCAUCAUGCAGCUGGUGGCCACGGAGUACUUGUUCAUCCAUUUUCCGGACCACCACGAAGGCCACUUAACGCUGUUGAGGAGCUCCUUGGUGAAUAACCGCACGCAGGCCAAAGUGGCAGAGGAGCUGGGCAUGCAGGAGUUCGCCAUCACCAACGACAAGACCAAGCGCCCCGUCGCCCUGAGGACCAAGACCCUGGCCGACCUGCUGGAGUCAUUCAUUGCGGCUCUGUACAUCGAUAAGGACCUGGAGUACGUGCACACCUUCAUGAAUGUCUGUUUCUUCCCUCGGUUAAAGGAGUUCAUCCUGAAUCAGGACUGGAACGACCCAAAGUCCCAGCUGCAGCAGUGCUGCCUCACCCUGAGGACCGAGGGCAAGGAACCAGACAUCCCCCUAUACAAGACGCUGCAGACCGUGGGUCCGUCUCACGCCAGGACGUACACGGUGGCCGUGUACUUCAAGGGGACGCGCAUCGGCUGUGGGAAAGGGCCCAGCAUUCAACAAGCGGAAAUGGGAGCGGCGAUGGAUGCACUCCAGAAAUAUAACUUCCCGCAGAUGGCCCAUCAGAAGCGCUUCAUCGAGCGGAAGUACCGGCAGGAGCUGAGAGAGAUGCGCAGAGAGCGGGAGAGGCAGGAGAAGGAGAGCGAUGAUGCGGAGGACGGCAGGAAGUGACCCGUCCGACCCAUGACCUCUGACCUCUGGGUGGUGGCUGGCUCAUACUCGCUCAUUGGAACCGAUCAUCGCUGUGUUCUGUAGUACUGAGCAAAUUAUUUUGAUUGGUUGAAAUGAGUGAUGGGCAAAUAGUUGUAGCUCAACCCAUGAUGAAACGCACUCUGCCAGCUCGACUUUGGCCUGUCUUUGUGGAGUGGGGGGGGGUGGGAUUGG
Molecule: messenger RNA, 3991 nt
Organism: Conger conger (European conger)
Lineage: Eukaryota; Metazoa; Chordata; Actinopteri; Anguilliformes; Congridae
Gene: drosha
Product: drosha ribonuclease III
Biological process (GO): pre-miRNA processing; primary miRNA processing; rRNA processing
Cellular component (GO): nucleus
Molecular function (GO): ribonuclease III activity; double-stranded RNA binding
Source: RefSeq, a predicted model, not a curated record